AUGGCCUGGAGAAUUCCCUUAGGAAUGUUCUACGUUGUCCCCAACAUUAUCCUCAGCCUGAUUUGGUUCGUUCCAGAGUCUCCCCGUUGGCUCCUAUUGCAGGGGCGCAACGACGAAGCCGAGGCCAGUCUAUACAAGCUCCUUGAAGGACCAUUUUCAGAGAAGGAGAUCGACAGUCAGUUUGAGGAGCCCAAAUACUCCUUUGAGAUGAAACAAGAGAAGGGGAGAUUUUCGCAAAUCUUCCGCGGCAACCACCUCAAACGAACGUUGCUCUCAAGCAUUUGCACCAUCUAUAUCAAAUCCCUUGGCACAAUCAAUGCGUUCAACUUUUCCCUCAUAUUGGCCGCGGUCAAGAUAACCGCCUGCACAGCAUAUCUUUUCAUGGCUGAUCGAGUAGGAAGGAAACGUCUCCUCCUGAUCGGCGCCGCCGUUCAGUGCGCAGCACUCAUGACUAUGGGCGGCCUCGGCACGCCCAAGCCGGUCACUUAUUCGUAUAAGAUCGGCAUCAUCUCUAGCCUGGCUGUCAUGACGGCCGGCUUCUCGCUCGCAUGGGCACCCUUAACAUAUGUCGUGAACCGAGCGUCACUGACACAUCCUUAA
This is a messenger RNA of Exophiala aquamarina CBS 119918, 600 nucleotides long. RefSeq lists its product as uncharacterized. Gene Ontology annotation, biological process: transmembrane transport; carbohydrate transport. The transcript is spliced from 3 exons. The coding region runs from base 1 to 600 and encodes 199 amino acids. NCBI's taxonomy places the organism in Eukaryota, Fungi, Ascomycota, Eurotiomycetes, Chaetothyriales, Herpotrichiellaceae. The record is from RefSeq and is a predicted model, not a curated record. Gene Ontology annotation, molecular function: carbohydrate:proton symporter activity. Gene Ontology annotation, cellular component: membrane.